AUGAAGAUGUUAACAAAGUUUGAGUCUAAGUCUUCUAGGGCUAAAGGCGUAGCCUUUCACCCCAAAAGACCAUGGGCAUUGGUUUCCUUACAUUCUUCCACUAUUCAAUUAUGGGACUAUAGAAUGGGUACUUUAAUUGAUCGUUUUGAAGAUCAUGUUGGGCCUGUCAGAAGUGUCAAUUUUCAUCCAACUCAACCAUUAUUUGUAUCUGGAGGUGACGAUUACACAAUUAAGGUUUGGUCGUUGAAUGAAAGAAAAUGUAUGUUUACUUUGAAUGGACAUUUAGAUUAUAUUCGUGGCGUCAGUUUCCAUCAUGACUUGCCAUGGAUUAUUAGUUGUUCCGAUGAUCAGACCAUUAGAAUUUGGAAUUGGCAAAAUCGUCAAGAGAUUGCAUGUUUAACUGGUCAUAAUCAUUAUGUUAUGAGUGCUCAAUUCCAUCCUUCUCAAGAUUUAAUUGUGAGUGCCUCUUUGGAUCAGACCGUAAGAGUGUGGGAUAUUUCUGGCUUAAGAAAGAAACAUAGUGCCCCAACUUCAUCAAUGAGAUCAUUUGAAGAUCAAUUGCAAAGACAACAAUUGCCCCAACAAGAUAUUUUUGGAAAUGUCAAUGCCAUAGUAAAGUAUGUCUUAGAGGGCCACGACAAAGGAGUAAACUUUGCGUCAUUCCAUCCAACCAUGCCUUUAAUUGUAUCUGCUGGUGAUGAUAGGGUAAUUAAGUUAUGGAGAAUGAGUGAUACAAAAGCCUGGGAAGUCGAUACCUGUAGAGGUCACACUGGUAAUGUUUUAAGUGCAAUUUUCCAUCCAAAUCAAGAGUUGAUUUUAUCGGUAAGUGACGACAAGACUAUCAGAGUCUGGGAUUUAAAUAAAAGAGUUCCAAUAAAACAAUUUAGAAGAGAGCACGACAGGUUCUGGUUAGUUGCUUCCCAUCCUACCAUCAAUUUAUUCGCUGCUUGUCAUGAUUCUGGUGUCAUGGUUUUCAAACUUGAAAGAGAAAGACCUGCACAUGCUAUUUUCCAAAAUAAAUUACUCUUUGUUAAUGCAGAAAAACAAAUUCAAUCCUUUGACUUUCAAACAGAAGAAACUGCACUUCCAAUGUUGUCCUUGAAAAAGAUCGGCAAACCAUGGUCAUUCAUGAGAAUGCUUUCUUAUAACCAGAGUGAUAACUCCAUAUUACUUGUACAUGGAGAAGGUGACAAUUCCAAUUAUUCCUUGAUUACUUUGCCCAAAAGCGCUGCAGGUGCAAUUGAACCUACUGAUGUUAGACAAGGUGAAGGUAACUUUGCGUGCUUUAUCUCCAGAAAUAGAUUUGUCACUUUUGUCAAGUCUACCAAAACUUUACAUGUUAAGGAUAUGAGUAACAAUAUUACCAGAGCCAUUCAAUUGGAUAGCUCAGUUAAUGAUGUUUUGUACGGAGGAGCCGGUAGAGUCUUGUUAGUUAAACCUCACUCUGUUAUAAGUUAUGAUGUUCAACAACGUAAAGAAUUGUCAGAAAUUAGUGUUAACAAUGUUAAAUAUGUCGCAUGGUCAAACAACGGUCAACAUUUGGCAUUACUCUCAAAGCAUACAAUUACUAUUGCUAAUAGAGAUUUGGAAUUAAUCACAUCUAUGCAUGAAACGAUUAGAAUCAAGAGUGCUGCUUGGGAUGAUUCCGGUGUAUUGUUAUAUUCCACUUUGAACCAUAUUAAGUACACUUUAUUGAAUGGUGAUAACGGUAUCAUUAAAACGUUAGAGAACACUUUGUAUAUUGCUAGAGUAGUUGGCAAUAAAGCCUACUGCCUAACCCGUGGCGGCCAAGUUGAAACAGUAAUAAUUGACCCUACCGAGUAUAGGUUCAAGAGGUCAUUAGUUAAUAGGAAUUUCCCAGAAGUGUUAAGAAUUAUUAAGAAUUCGACCUUGGUUGGUAAGAACAUCAUUGCUUAUUUGCAGAAGAAAGGAUUCCCAGAAGUUGCUUUGCAUUUUGUUCAAGAUCCAGAAACCAGAUUUGACUUGGCUUUAGAAUGCUCUAAUUUACAAGUUGCUUUUGAACAAGCAAAAUUGUUGAACACGGCUCAAGUUUGGCAAAGAUUAGGUGAAGAGGCUUUAUUGCAUGGAAACAUGCAAAUUGUGGAAACGGUCUACCAAGAAUUACAUAGUUUUGAUAAGUUAUCGUUCUUGUAUUUGUUUAAAGGUGACUCCGACAGGUUGGGAAAGAUGACCACUGUUGCUGAAGCACGUGGUGACAUCAGCGCCUUAGUUCAGAAUACUUUGUACAGCAAUGAUAUCAAAAAGAGAUGCGAAGUCUAUAUUCAAAAUGGAAUGUUACCGUUGGCCUAUACUUUAGCCAAGUCUAAUGGACUAGAUGAAUUAGCCGGUUUGAUUUUGGAGAAUGCCGGUCUCACUGAAAAAGACGUUGAUUUGCCAGAAUUGGGGCAAUCUGUUGCUUUGCCACAACCUAUCUCCGAACCAAUUGGCAAUUGGCCAUUAAAGGAAAGCUCCUUGUCAUUUUUUGAGACUGCUUUGAUUACUGGACAAGUUGAAAACUUGAGUAUUGAAGAAGCACAACCAAGUAUUGACGAAGGUGUCAACCUAAACACACAUAAUUUAGAAUUUACCGAAGAAGAAAUCGCUGACGAAGAAGACGUAGAAGGUGGUUGGGAUUUGGAUGAUGAAUUGGAUAUUCCUGAAGAAGAUUUGCAACACGAGGAUGAACCCGUCGUUUCUGGUGCUGAAGGUGAAAUUGGAUAUUGGUUAAGAAAUGCCAAAACUCCAGCAACUUAUGUAGCUGCUGGUGCCUUCGAGCAAGCAGCGUCCUUAUUGAACAAACAGUUGGGUGUCAUUAAUUUUGAACCUUUGCGCCCUAGAUUUAUUCAAGUUUACAGUUCUUCCAAAUUGUACUUACCUGGUGUUGAUGGUUUGCCGGCAAUGAAGGAUUUUAUCAGAGAGGAUAAUGACGAAAACGAUCCUAAGAGUUUCAGACCUAUUGUUCCUGGGUAUGAACUCUUGGAAGAUCAGUUGCAACUUGGUUUUAGGCAAUUCAAAGCAAACAACUUGGAAGAAGCAAUCCAAACGUUCAGAGAUGUAAUUUACACAAUUUCAGUGCUUAAUGUCGAAGAAGAAGAGGACGAGACCAAGUGUAAAGAAAUCUUAGUUUUGUGUCGUGAAUAUAUCUUGGGACUUUCCAUAGAAUUAGCGCGUCGUGCUCUUGGAACAAGCGACAUUAAGCGUAACUUAGAACUUGCUGCCUACUUUACGAAAGCUAAAUUGCAACCAGUUCAUAGGUUAACUGCAUUGCAAGUUGCGAUGACCCAAGCUUUUAAGAAUAAGAACUAUGCCAGUGCAUCAUACUUUGCUAGCGAGUUAUUAAAAAUUUCGUCAUCUGGACCAAGAGCUGAUCAAGCUACUAAAUUAAAGGCAAGAGCUGACGCUAUUGCUAACGACGCGAUUGAGAUCGAUUUUGACCCAUAUGCUGAAUUUGACAUUUGCUGCGGUUCAUUUACUCCAAUUUACAAAGGUGAAUCAUCUGUUAGAGAGGCUUUGGUUGAUGCCAAAUACAAACCCGAAUUCAAGGGCAAAUUGUGUAGGAUUACUCAGGUUACGGGUGUUGGCAUUCCUGCUUCCGGAUUGCGUAUAAGAAAUUGA
Hemisphaericaspora subhashii is the source of this 3615-nucleotide messenger RNA. Its product is annotated as coatomer subunit alpha. The coding region runs from base 1 to 3615 and encodes 1204 amino acids. The record is from RefSeq and is a predicted model, not a curated record. The transcript has a single exon. Gene Ontology annotation, biological process: intra-Golgi vesicle-mediated transport; endoplasmic reticulum to Golgi vesicle-mediated transport; intracellular protein transport. NCBI's taxonomy places the organism in Eukaryota, Fungi, Ascomycota, Pichiomycetes, Serinales, Debaryomycetaceae. Gene Ontology annotation, molecular function: protein binding; structural molecule activity. Gene Ontology annotation, cellular component: COPI vesicle coat.